Molecule: messenger RNA, 2010 nt
Organism: Hippoglossus stenolepis (Pacific halibut)
Lineage: Eukaryota; Metazoa; Chordata; Actinopteri; Pleuronectiformes; Pleuronectidae
Gene: pigx
Product: phosphatidylinositol glycan anchor biosynthesis, class X
Exons: 6
Coding region: 114-848 (244 amino acids)
Biological process (GO): GPI anchor biosynthetic process
Cellular component (GO): endoplasmic reticulum membrane
Source: RefSeq, a predicted model, not a curated record
CUCACUUAUUUCCGGGUUCGAGAAUCAAACCUGCUGUAAUCUAUUCAGAAGCUUAUGAUAAAUACUAUAAAUAGUGGGCAAAUAGGUCGUUGAAAUUCGCCAUUAAUAUUUUGAUGUAUUUGAUAUUGCUCUCUGUGUUGACCUGGUUAGCGACGUGUCAAUGUUCUAUCGAACAGGACACAAAGGAUUGUGAUCUUCUGAAGCUGUGGCUUGAAUCCACAUCAGUGUCAGUGGAGCUUAGUAAACGGGGUUUCCACAGGGAGGUAAUAACCACCGUUGAGCUCAGCCCUGCUCUGCUCAGUAGUGUCAGAGUUUUGCUGGUUUAUCGAUGGCCUCAAGGUGUCUUCAUCGAUCCGUACCAGCUCGCAUCCCUGAGAGAUCAAAGGGAUUGGCAGAUAUUGCUCGAUUCAGCCAUUGACCUUGAGGUGCCUGCUCAAAAGACUUCAGGAUUUGUCAGCUAUGUGUUUCCCACCCCUGAUGAUCCAACUCCCAGGCUGCUAAAAUUAACAAUUCCAAUACAUGGCCGCUACCACGAGGCCUCUUCUGUUGGGAAAACAUUUACAUCUGUCGACAUCCAACCUCCUGAGCUGCUGCUACGGGAUGACAAAUGUUUGCAGCUCAACAACUUGGAGCCUUGCACUGUUGUGGAGGCCCCCUGCACUGUAGACAACUCAAGCACUUGUUCAUGGGUUAAAAUCCAGCAGCAUCAGCAUGGCCCCGUGAGUUUACAGAUCCCAGUCGGUGACGGGUCUCUGGUGAUGCCUGUGUGCGGUGGAACUCUUCUGGUCACAAUGAUCGGCUGUGUGGUUCUGUCCAGAUACAUGUGGAAUAAUCAAAUUAUUCAGUAAUGGUCAGCAUACCUCAAUUGUAUACUGGGAUCAUUAUGAUAUUAUUAGGAUCAUCAACAUCAAAUAGGCAUUAAAAGAUAACACUACACAGACAUAAAUAAAUAGACACAGAUAGAAUAUAUCAGAUGUAUAUGAAUAGUUUAAAAUGAGAAGUGAGCGUCCCUUUGAGAUGACACUAACUAGAUCAGGUUUUAUAAUUUUUCAGGUUUUUGUCUGCAAAAUAAUCUAGAUAACCCACUUUUUGAAACAGGCCUAAGUUACUGUAAGUAAACAUGUUUUUUGUGGUAAGUCUACUUUUUCCUUAUAAACUUGGCUCAGAGAAAGUAGCAUAUAGCCCAGGGCAUAGCGGAAGAUGGCAUUUGUUUAUUUACUCAGUUUGAAACAAUUAACUCAGGAAUGAGGUGUGGCCACCUAUCAUGUUUAUAGGAAGCUCUUAAUCCAAUUUGCAAACAAUAUUUAAGAUCCAAGCAACCAAAAGUAAAAUCUACUCUCUUAACUUCCACUGCUUCCUGUGCUCUGUGGUGACUUUUGUCUUGUUUAACUUAGGACAAAUUCCCAUCUUAAUAUAUGUUGACAGUGAAGUUUCUUUUUAUUCUGUUGUACCUUGGGCUGGGCAAUAAAACAAUAUCAAUGAUUAUUGCAAUACAAUUUGUAUAGAUAGCAAUAUAAUAAAGGUUCAAUGUAUAUUUAAAUAUUUAUUAUGCAUUGUGCACAGUGAGGAGGCAUAACACUUCAUUGGUCUACCUCAGAUUUUAUCAAGUGUUUGUCUCUGCUCAUAAAGUAGAGUUUAAAACCACAUCCUUUGCCCAGGAGCGAAAAACUGUCUUUAAACUUAACAGAAAUAAUAUGACAUUUAUCAUGAUAAUUGUCGAUAUUGAUUGACAUUUUUUAUUUGGAUAUCAUUUUCAGCCACAUCGUCCAGCCCUAGUUCUACUUAUGUUGUCAUGAAAUAUCAGAUUAUAAUUUAUAAUGUCUGUGUCAUAAAACUAUAGUGCAUAUUGGGGCCAGGUAUAAAAUAAUUUAUGUUUGACUUACAGUAUUAUAACUACAACCUUUGUGCUUUUGUAAAGUGUUUUUUAUAAAGUAUUUUGAGAUUCUGUGUUUAAACAGAGGAACAUUAAAGAUGUACACAAGGCUGCUGUAAAUAAAACAAAUACAUGAA